This is a messenger RNA of Coniophora puteana RWD-64-598 SS2, 618 nucleotides long. RefSeq lists its product as uncharacterized. The record is from RefSeq and is a predicted model, not a curated record. The coding region runs from base 38 to 301 and encodes 87 amino acids. NCBI's taxonomy places the organism in Eukaryota, Fungi, Basidiomycota, Agaricomycetes, Boletales, Coniophoraceae. The transcript has a single exon.
AAGGAUCGACGUGUUCAAGGUGAGCUCGAUCGCGUCUAUGUCGCCAGGCCAGGUUAGCGCUGCCAACCCUCUCCUGCAGACAUGCAACAAGAGGUCACGAAAGAGACCAUCACACUCGUUGAGGAUUGAGGCUGAUGCGACCAAAGGCAAGCCUUCUCCGCUACUGCCGAUUGGAGAUAUCCGUAAGAUACAGCAAACCAUAUUGCCGGCCUUUCAGAAAAGAAGAUCGUGUUUACUCAACGCGUCAACCAGCUGCUUACGCGCAAACUCGGUCUCCUCGAGUACGACCUACGGCAGGUGAUGGUUCCACCUUCCUAGGCUCUAUCUCACUAAACCCGUUCCGGGUGUUGGCUUUGCGGCGAAUGCAAUAAGAAAGGUUUCAAACCUACCAAUCCAGGACGGAAAGCUUGGAAGGGAGAAGAUCUGCGCAGGACCGCAGGAGCACUGAAGCUGUGGCUACCGUUAUGAGGAUCCUGCAAGUCUUCUCCCACUGAAACUCGCCUUUGGCCACCCCCCCUCUCUUCUUUCAGCAAAGAAGUGUCCAAUGUUGACUCGUCUACUCCCAUUCCACCUCCAGCCUCGAUUCUCAUCAAGAAGGACAGCCUCGAUGACCCGCCG